AUGGCUGCCACAAUUCCAACUCCUGUCAACGAGCCGUACAGGAGAAAUGGCAUUCCUGGGGCGAGCGGCGACGACGGUGUAUCCAGCUCCAGCAUUGCUGACACCGCAAGCUCAUCACACUUUGUCAUGAGGAACAAACCCCUUCAUGCAAAUCGACACAUGAGGGUAAUAACGGUUGGUGCGGGUGCAUCCGGCAUUUAUAUGGCUUGGAAACUGAAGUACAGCUUCACCGACUUCACGUUGAAUGUCUAUGAGAAGAACCCAGAGGUCUCCGGGACGUGGUACGAGAAUAGACACAAUUACACCUACUCGUUCCAGCCCAAGUGGGAUUGGUCGGCCAACUACGCAUCUUCACACGAGAUCUAUACGUACUUCAAUGAUUUCGUCGACCAGUACAAGUUGAGGCCCUACAUUAGUCUCAAUCACGAAGUUGUUGGCGCUUCGUGGGAAGAGCACACAUCAACAUGGGUGGUCAAAAUCAAGAAUGCUGAUGGGGUCUUUGAGCAGCGUUGCGAUUUCUUGAUCAACGCCGCAGGCAUUCUCAACAACUGGAAGUGGCCAGCGAUCCCUGGGUUGCAGUCUUACAAGGGGACUUUACUUCAUAGUGCUGCUUGGGACGACUCCGUUGAUCUCACAGGGAAACAUGUUGGUCUCAUUGGCAACGGAGUUGCUAAACAUGUGACGACUUUCAUUCGAGAACCGACUUGGGUCGCGCCAUCGCUGGGGAUGGACUACCAUGAGUAUUCCGAUGAAGAGAAGAGGCGCUUUAAGGAGGAUCCGGGUGUCCUUCUCGCCAUGAGGAAGCAGACAGAGUUGGGCAUGGCCAUGGUGUUCCCCAACUUCAUCCGAGGUUCCGCGGCCCAGCUAGCCACGCAGAAAUACAUGCAGUCGACAAUGGAAAGCAAAUUGCAGAACCCCGAUCUUGCCCAAACGCUCAUACCUCCAUUCCCUCCUGGAUGUCGGCGAUUAACGCCUGGUGUCGACUAUUUGGAGUCUUUAGGCAAGGAAAACGUCACCACCAUCUAUGGCGAGAUUACAAAGGUAACUGAGACCGGUUGUGUCACCGAGAAGGCGGGGUCUGUUGAUGUGGAUGUCUUGAUUUGUGCUACUGGGUUCAACACCACAUUCAAGCCACGGGCAUCCGAGUGCAUCACCUUUGCGCAAUCUGACGUUCGCAGGUUCCUCGGGCCAAAUUGUCCUAUCGGGAAUGGUCCCAUUAUCUUCUCCGUUGAGAUCGAAGGUGAAUACAUCGCCCAGUUCUUGAACCGUUGGCAGAAAGAGGACAUCGCUUCAUUCGACCCCAAGCUCGAAGCAGUCAACGAUUUCAUGCAACAGAAGGAUGCUUUCAUGCCCUCCACCGUCUGGGACGACAACUGCCUUUCCUGGUACAAGGACCCUCGCACGCAGAAGGUCACAGCUCUCUGGCCAGGCUCAACACUGCAUUACAUGGAGGUUCUAGCGAGUCCCCGAUACGAAGACUUCGAAGUCAGAUAUGCUUCCAAGAAUAGAUUUGCCUAUCUUGGAAAUGGAUUCUCGCAGACCGAGCUGAAUCCCCACAUUGACAAGACUUACUACAUCAGAGAGCGACCGGACGACCAGCCCUUGUGCCGAAAUUCACAGAGCACUUAUAACGCCAAGGACCUCGGUGAUCACCUUGAUAAUUAUUUGAAAGGGGUGUUUCAAUAG
Diaporthe batatas is the source of this 1686-nucleotide messenger RNA. RefSeq lists its product as uncharacterized. The transcript has 6 exons. NCBI's taxonomy places the organism in Eukaryota, Fungi, Ascomycota, Sordariomycetes, Diaporthales, Diaporthaceae. The coding region runs from base 1 to 1686 and encodes 561 amino acids. The record is from RefSeq and is a predicted model, not a curated record.